GUCACCAAUUUGUACGUUGCUUAUCAGUGUCGCAUAAUAGACAUUGUUGAAAUCUUACCACCCCCCUGUGCGGAGUGCAUCUCCCUUUUCAUAGUGGUACAUAACGAGACUGUCCGUCCGGUGUCCCCGGCAUUCUGACUCUCGACGACAUUCGUACAAGUUCUUUGUUUCUCCGGGAGCGUAUUUGGCUGUCACGGCUUGUGUUGAUCUGUUGCACGGGUGUACUGACAUUUCGCCAUACACGCCGUUUGAGCCACGAUGCAGUCUUCGCAGAGUUCUCUAACGCCAUUCUCAAUCAGCGAUAUUCUAACUAAACGGGAGUCCACAACGGCCAAUCUAUGCUUAUCUCAUCAAAACAACGCACAUCAGAGGCAGUCAACACCAACAAGCCCAUCGUGGUCUGCGGAAGUGUAUCAAGACGACGAUCACUGUGCCGUCAGGGUGUCCGGCGAGCCAUGUACCAUUGACCGACACAGGAGCCACUGCGCACCAGAUAGUGAGAAUGAAAGUUCGAUACACAGCCCAGGUAUUACUCUAGAUGAUGUCAUGGUCGAAUCACCGAAAUCUGAAAACAGAGAAAAAAUUGAUGAAAUGUGUCACACUACUAACGAAGGAGACGAAGGCGCAGGGGCCAUACUAAAGUCGGAAGAGCAUCAACUACAGACACCAAAACAACGCAAAAAGAGAUCAAGAGCGGCUUUCUCACAUGCACAAGUGUUUGAACUUGAAAGACGUUUUAACCACCAACGUUAUUUAUCAGGCCCAGAACGAGCUGAUCUCGCCAUUGCUUUGAAACUCACUGAACAGCAAAUAAAAAUAUGGUUCCAGAACCGAAGAUACAAAACGAAGAGGCGACAGCUGCAAGCGGCGGCAGAACUCUCCGCGCCAAUGUCGGCGAAAAAGGUCGCAAUUAAAGUACUCGUGCGGGACGACCAGAGACAGUACACACCGGACGAUAUGUUCAGGCCGCCUUUCACGUACAAUAUGCUACUUCCCGCAUACGGCUACCACAUACCCCCAAGACCAUACCCGGGACCGCUUUUCUCAAACCUGUUAUGUGCCGACGGUAAAUUUUGAGGAGAUGAUUUGGACACGAAAGAACACGAUGGUUACUUCUUGCCAAUUUAACUUAUAUAAUUUAAUUAACUUUGGACGUUGGCGGAAUCCCACCCUUAAGCUGUGUGCUACCAGUCACGCAGUUAAAAUCUGUAGAUAUAGAUAACGUUGUCAAUUCACUGGUUAUUGUAUUGUUUAUAUCGUGGAUGAACCGUCUGCUUUGCACCUGAUAGGUACUGUGGGCAUGUUAUAUAUCAUUAAUUGCUUAAACAUAGCGCAAAUAUGAAAAGUUCGAUUUUUAUAUAACAUUGUUGUUUCUUGCGAUCGACAUCUGUAAACUGCUUUAUCUUCGUUGGCGAGCUAAGCCAACAUUCCAUGUCAAACAGACCCCACUUGUCGUAUUAUUUUGUUUACAACAUAAAAAAACAGCAUAUCGCCUCAGACACAUGUGUUCAACACAGGGGUAGUGGAAUACUAAUCCGAGAUGUAUAAAGUACAGAGACCGUAAAGGAAAUGUGCAUUACCCGGCACACGUACCACAGGCAUUUCUUUUGUGUUAUAGCUGUCCGUUUCUAAGAUUAUGUACAUGUAUCUUUCAGAUUAAAAUUAAAUGGGAUUAUUUUUCUCUCACUGUA
Saccoglossus kowalevskii is the source of this 1691-nucleotide messenger RNA. It is a transcript of the gene NKX3-2-like, whose product is annotated as NK3 homeobox 2-like. Gene Ontology annotation, molecular function: RNA polymerase II cis-regulatory region sequence-specific DNA binding; DNA-binding transcription factor activity, RNA polymerase II-specific. The record is from RefSeq and is marked provisional. Gene Ontology annotation, biological process: regulation of transcription by RNA polymerase II; cell differentiation. Gene Ontology annotation, cellular component: nucleus. NCBI's taxonomy places the organism in Eukaryota, Metazoa, Hemichordata, Enteropneusta, Harrimaniidae.